Messenger RNA from Clonostachys rhizophaga, 3477 nucleotides. Lineage: Eukaryota; Fungi; Ascomycota; Sordariomycetes; Hypocreales; Bionectriaceae. The record is from the annotation of a GenBank genome assembly.
AUGUCUCUGUCACUCCUCGCCCGGGGAGCUCUCACGGGUGGCUUCGGUGCUCUGAACGGUUACUGGGGUCAAUAUAGCGAUGAUCGACUGAGCCAUUAUUGCGACACAGGAAUCGAGUAUGUGACUCUGAGCUUUGUGAACAAGGCACCAGAACACAGUGCAUCCGGUUACCCUGGUACGAAUUUCGCUGGACACUGUUGGGCUGGAACAUACAAGAACAAGGACAAUGUCACCUCGGAGCUGCUCAGCGAAUGCUACUAUAUGAAGCAGGAUAUCAACUACUGCAAGUCGAAAGGUGUCAAGGUUCUCCUCGCUAUUGGCGGCGUUUACAACACUGGCGACAGCAACUACGCGGUUUCGACCGAGCAGAAUGGCGAGGAUUUUGCAGAUUUCCUGUACAGUGCAUUUGGACCGUAUAAGCAAUCUUGGGAUGGACCUCGACCUUUUGAUGCCAGUACUGACGACCACACUUCUGUUGACGGAUUUGAUUUUGAUAUCGAAGCUACCUUGGACAACAAGCCUUACAUCAGCAUGAUUGAGAAAUUCCGCAGCCUUGACUCCUCUCUGAUGAUCACCGGAGCACCUCAGUGCCCGUCCGCGGCUCCUUAUUUUGACAUGCAAGAGAUGAUCCAGAAAGCAAAGUUUGACGCGCUCUUUGUCCAGUUCUACAAUAAUGACAACAACUGUAAUACUAAUGACAAGUUCAACUACGAUGAUUGGAUCAAUAUUGUUGACUCGAGCGAUAAGAGCCAGAGCGCCAAGAUCUUCAUUGGCCUUCCUGCGAGCAGCGACGCGGCUUCUGUGGGUUACAUCGACCCCUCGGCAGUCAAGGACCUGGUGUGCCGCGUUAAGGAUAAGAAGCAUUUUGGUGGUAUCUCGCUGUGGGAUCUGACUCGUGGCGCGACAAACGUCGUUGGCGGAAAGACUUUCAACCAGCACGUUCAGGAGGCUUUGCAGUAUGGAUGUGACCCGGUUCCUUCAACUGUUUCAACUACUCCGGCCGCCUCAUCGACCCCAGUUUCAUCCUCGUCUGUCUCGUCGACCCCUACACCGGUUUCAUCGGCCUCAACAACCUAUGCUCCAGCUUCAUCAACGCCGGCUUCGUUUAUCCCUUCGACGCCUUCAGCACCUGUUUCUACUCCAGUCUCAUCCGCAGGAAGCACCACCCCAGGAACCGCUGGAGCUUCUACGAGUCAGUCAUCCGCCUCAUUUAGCACACCAUCAUCUAGUAUUGCUGCUUCCGCGAGCACCCCGGAAUCAAGCACUCCCUCGUCGACUGCUGCCGCUGCAUCGGGUGCUGGAGCUUCUGGAACUCCCUCAUCUAGCGCAACUCCUUCUGCCAACGAAACUCCAUCGGCGGCCGCCAGCAGUUCAGCCAGUGAAACUCCUUCAGCUAGCAUCACUCCAUCAUCUAACGUUACCCCUUCGGCUGUUACCACUUCCUCAGCAAGCGGAACCCCUUCAGACAACAGUACGCCUUCUGCGAGUGUGACUCCUUCAAACAGCAACGUUUCUUCGACUAGUGAAACCCCUUCUGCAAGCGCCACUCCUACAAUCAACUCUACUCCUUCUGUUAGCGAAACUCCCUUGUCUAGUGGAACACCUUCAGCUGUUAGCACUCCUUCGGCUGUUGACACUCCUUCAGCAACUAAGACUGCCUCUGCUAGCGAAACCCCCUCAUCUAGCGGAACUCCUCCAGUUGUUAAUACUCCUUCGACAACCGAGACUCCAUCAGCCAGCGAAACUCCUUCCUUUAGCAACACUCCUUUCGCUAGCGAAACCCCCUCAUCUAGCGGAACUCCUCCAGCAAUUGAGACUCCAUCAGCAACCGAAACUCCUUCCGCUGGCGAAACUCCCCUUGCUAGUGGAACUCCUACUGAUGGCACUUCUUCUGCUGGUGUCACACCUUCGAGUAAUACUACACCUUUAGACAAUGCUACACCUUCGAGCAAUGCCACACCUUCGGCGGAUGGAACCCCUUCAGCUAGCAAUACUCCUUCAGUUAGUGCUGCGACUUCAGCCGGUGAAACUCCUUCAACAACCAUCGCUACCCCUUCAGUCGUUGAAACCCCCUCUGUUGUUGAGACUCCCACUUCCGGCGAAACUCCUUCGGCCAACGCUACCCCUUCGGCCAGCAACACUCCUUCAGUUAGUGUUGCAACUUCAGCCGGUGAAACUCCAUCAGCCACUGUUACCCCUUCAGUCGUUGAAACCCCUUCUUUCGUCGAGACUCCUACAUCUGCCGAAACUCCUUCUGUGAGCGAAACCGGUACUCUUUCAGCCGGUAACACGCCCUCGGCUAUUGCUAUUCCCUCAAGUGGUGUCACUCCUUCAGCUACUACAGAUGCCUCAACCGGCAGCACCUUUUCAUCGGCCAUCGGAACACCUUCGGCUACAUUUGACCCGGCCCUUUCCACUACAGCUGGCUCAAGUACACCUCGAGCGUCAACUCAAGGUAGCACCGGAGCCAGCGGUAUUGGCUCUACUUCAUCGACACUGUCCUGGUCCAACUCUACCAUGACAACACAAAUCACGGCACCGGGCAGCCAAUCUACGGGUGUUCUCACAUCUGCAGGAUCUUCAUCCGCCAGCGGCACUGCGUCAACCAAUACUCAAGGCGGUAUUGCACCCACCAACACUCAAGGCGGCGCUUCCUCUACGCUGCUCGGGUCCAGCUCUACAGCUUUAGCCGGAAGCGGUGUUGCUUCCAGUACGACUACCGGGCAGGUUUCAACUAGUACCGGUGGCGGCUCUAUCAACAACGGUGGUCAGAAUGGCAAUGCAGGUUCAACGGCAGCCGGCACAACCAAAACGGCCGCAGGCUCGGCCACCACCCAGGCCAGUGACCCUGCUACUACUCAGCCACCCCAAGGCUUGAACGGCUGGACAACGAGCACUAUAUUCGCUACCACAGUCAGAACCAUUACCAGCUGCCCAGUGUACGUUGACUGCCCCAAGGGCGGUUAUGUCACCACUGAGACUAUUGCGCUUUACACUACAGUCUGCCCCAUCACCCAGACGGGAGGCGUACCACAGACGCAGCCAACUGGCCAACCCAGUGCCCCCUCAUCAAAGCAAACCGGAGGCAGUGCCCCAGUUCAGACAAGAACUGGUGGCAGCAACGCCCCGCAACCGACUCAGUCCACUGUCGUCAAUGGCCCUGCCACAAGCAACGCACCCAAUAAUGGCGGUAAUGAAGGGCAGAGCCGAACCCAGACUCAAGCCCAGAGUCAAACUCAAACUCAGAGCCAGGGUGCGGCAUCAAGCAGCCAGACCGCUCCCGCAGUCCUUCCCACCGUCUCAGGCUUCAAGACAACCGUCGUUCUGCAGCUUGCUUCAAGCUCUACAACCGCCACCACCACUGCCAGCCAGAAGGUCAGCACCACCGCUGCACCAGCCAAGGCGGGUGCUUCCAAUGUGGCCGUUGGGCUCGGAGGAAUCGUGCUGGUCAUGUUUCUUCAGUUACUCGCCCUGUAA